UGUGAACACUCAUAUAUAGUUACAACUUAACCAUUUAAUGUAAUAUUUAUCUUCGUUGAAUCUAUGUCAGAUGCAAAUGGCUUUCCGAAGGGGAAAUUGCAAGCAAAGGAAAUGGCAAGCACAUCAAAUGAAAGGGAUGAGAAUUAUCUGAGGCAUACUGCCAGUAACGAUGAAAGGUGUUACGUUAACGACGCCUUUCAAGCAACCGAAGAAACGGCUUUAUCAAGAUUAAACAAUGUCAUAGUAAAACAAAAUAGUGGACAGGCUUCUGGUAUUGAAAAGCACUUGGAUGAUGUUAUUACAAAUAACCUGUGCAAAGACAGUUGCAAUUUCGUUGAAAAUAAAAAAGAAAAUAUCAAUCUGGCUGAAAAAGUCGAAGAAAAUAUCAGUACUGGCAACAGCAAACAAGGGAAAACCAAACAAUGUUCUACAGAUAAUCCAGGAAGAGAUACUGAUGUCUUUGACACAGUCAAAACUGAUCUUUAUUGUGAAAAUCUAAACAAUGGAAAUAUCAUAACUGUGAAAAAUAUCAAUUUAAAAAGGAGUCUAUCAUUUGGUGACAAACCAACUAAACGAAAAAGGAAGGAAGAAAAGUCAGUAAAAACAUUGGAUGAAGCGACAUAUGAUAGACCGUUAUUUUACAACGAGACAGAACAAAGUUCCUCCACUGACUCAGCUUUUUCAGGCGAUUCCUGGAGACUUCCAAUUGAUGAAUUCACCUCCAAACGUCAGGGUUCCAAACGAAAACACAGAAAAGUUUCCAAACAGAUGAGAUCGCUCUAUAAAAAGCAAGACGAACUUAUUGAUGACUACUCUCAGCUCAGAGAGAAAUUUGGCCGGUCAUUUUACAAGAGUCAAGACGAUCUCAUAACGCAAUAUGAAGAAAUUCGCCUAGAUUUGGACGAUGCCACGGAGAAUGCUGAAAUGGAGAGACAACUGAGGGAAAAGGCCAGCUUAUAUGCCAAGGCUACCUUCGCUAUCAACUUUGUGUUGCUAAUCAUAAAAGUGGUUGCUGUAGUUCUGUCGGGGUCUGUAUCCUUGAUAUCAAGUCUUGUUGACAGCUCCGUGGAUCUUCUAUCAGGCAUCGUGAUAUGGGUCACUGCAAGGGCGGUAAAAAAGACCGACAGAUACUCUUAUCCACAAGGUAGGACGAAACUGGAACCGGUGUCUAUUGUUAUUCUGGCUGUAAUUAUGUCCGUAGCGUCGCUUCAAAUUAUCAAAGAGUCAUUCGCUAAAAUAUUUGGUUUGAUCGACAAUUCUCAGUCGCCCCCAAAUAUGGACUGGGCUACAAUAGGCAUUGCCAGUGCUACUGUUGUGAUUAAAUUCAUUCUGUACAUAUUUUGUCGUCGUGUGAAGCAUCCCACCGUGCAGGCAUUAGCACUUGACCACAGAAAUGAUGUUCUUUCCAACUUCAUCGCUAUUGUUUUUGGUUACCUUGGUUCUCGGGAAAUGCAGACUCAGGUGGACUCCCCUGACCUAGUUUAUAUUGAUCCCAUUGGUGCUAUUAUAAUCAGUAUUUACAUCAUUGCAAACUGGGUCAUCACAGGAUGGGACCAAAUAAAAUUGCUAAUCGGUCAUACGGCUACCUCAGCCUUUAUUAGCAAAAUUACAUGGAUCUGUGUCGAUCAUCACAAGAAAAUUGAAAAAGUUGAAACAGUGAGAGCAUUUCACUUCGGGUACAGCUUUCUUGUCGAGGUUGACAUAGUACUUCCACCGGAAAUGACGUUGAGGGAAUCGCACGAUAUUGCUGAGCCUCUUCAACAGAAGCUUGAAAAACUUCCAAAUGUGGAAAGAGCUUUUGUUCACGUUGAUUAUGAAGCAACGCAUGAUCCGAAAUCUGAGCACAAAGUAGUGUAAGGGAUAUGCAACAGUUGUCGGAGUUAAUAAAGACAAUGACAGAUGUAUAUUUAAGUAAUUAAGAAUCUGAUUAAAAUGUUAUAUAUCAUUAUCGCAUAAAACAUAUGUUUAUCAUUUCUUAUUUGAUAUAUGUGGGGAAGUUGGCACUUACUUGCGGAGAACAGGUUUGUACUGGUACAGAAUCCAGGAACACUGGUUAGGUUAACUGCCCGCCGUUACAUAACUGAAAUACUGUUGAAAAAAGGCGUUAAACCCGAAACAAACAAACAAAUGACCUCUGUAUAAGCUUAAUUAUGUCAUUUGAAAUGAAAUAGAUUCGUUGGGGUUGUGAAGAAAUAGUAUGAUGCAUAUCUGCAAGUUUUACAUUUUGUACAUUUUGAAAUUAAAGGUAGUUGAAAGAAAUUAUCCAUUUUGAAUCUCAAGCUGGAGGGAUAACUUAUCUGUUAACUGUUUAUAUCUUUUAGACUUUAAUACAUUGUUUUCUUUCAAUCAUUUCCUUCUAUUUCGGAACAAAUGUUCAACAGAUUUAUCAUCUAAAUACAUGUUUAGGAUGGCGGCAAAGACCUUUGCAAUGAAUUAUUAGGUACAUACUGCAGAAUGGUAUUGAUAUUUAAACAAAGAGCAAUAUACGUACUCAGUAGUGUUUUAUGUAUAUACAAUCAAAAGAUUGUCUCGCAUUUGGACCUUAUAAUAUUAAAAAGCGUAAAAUGUAAGCUAUCGAAUGCAUUAGUCAUGCACAAAUGUAGCGUAAAAAUCGAUUCAAAUUAGUGAAUGUCUGAAAACCUCCACUAUUAAGCCGAAGAAUUCUUUAAGUUCCGUCAAACUUCUUUCUUAAAGGUGGUUUGAAUUCACCUUUGAGGGUCGUAUACGACCAGGUAGUCAAACUACGAUUACGACUCUUUAAUGAGUCGUAUGAUGACGAAUAAAAAAAAAAAUGUU
Molecule: messenger RNA, 2796 nt
Organism: Mercenaria mercenaria
Lineage: Eukaryota; Metazoa; Mollusca; Bivalvia; Venerida; Veneridae
Exons: 11
Coding region: 64-1857 (597 amino acids)
Biological process (GO): transmembrane transport; monoatomic cation transport
Cellular component (GO): membrane
Molecular function (GO): monoatomic cation transmembrane transporter activity
Source: RefSeq, a predicted model, not a curated record